Molecule: messenger RNA, 1502 nt
Organism: Diachasmimorpha longicaudata
Lineage: Eukaryota; Metazoa; Arthropoda; Insecta; Hymenoptera; Braconidae
Product: serine/threonine-protein kinase fray2-like
Exons: 10
Coding region: 190-1413 (407 amino acids)
Source: RefSeq, a predicted model, not a curated record
UGUUCUUGGCUUCUACGCACUUCGCAUUUGACAUCCCGCCAUUGGCCUUUUUCAGGCUUUUCUAGUGUUCUUUAUGUGUUCAGAGUUGUUUAUUUAUUCGUGAUUCGUAUUUUAACUUGCAUGUAACUCAUAUUAUCUAAACAUUGAUCCUUCUGACGCUGUGGUUCAUUAUUAAUUUUCAAAGUAAAAAUGCGACGAAGCGACAAUAGAUCGAAAGAGUAUCGGGACCCGAAGGAUUUUUUAUCCAAGGAUAGACUGAAAGACCUGGAGAGAAAAAGAAGAGAAUGGAGAAUUGAGCAGGAACGACGUCGAGAGCACGAAAAACGCAAAGCGAAGAUGAUACAAGAGUGGGAGGCAAAGAGAGCUAGAGAAUUAGAAGCAAAGAAGCAACGAAGACGAUCCAAAUCACGAUCAAGAUCAGCGUCACCCGCAGGCAGCAGACGACGUGAUCGAAGUAAAUCUGCAGAAAAAGGAAGAACUCAUUCCAGCAGCGGCGUUCCUGUCAUGUCUGAGAGGUGUGAUACUUCGUCAUCGAAUAAUACUCCACUGUUUAAGGGCAGUGAGGGUAAUAAAAUUAAUGUUAGUGAGCUUAAAAAAAUUACAGUUAAUAUUCAUCGAAACCUUUCAAAAACUGAAGAAACAUCUGAGUUGCUGAGGAAUAUUACCAGUCCUGAUGAAAUCAUCCUCAAACGAAGAGCAGGUGAAGGAUCAAAACCCAUUUUCGAACGCGAGGAACUGAAGGCUAAGGAAAAAAGUAUUGUCGACAUCCCAGAACAACGUACAGUAGUUGCUCGCAAUGAUUUGGAAACUGAUAACAAACGCUCAAUAGUGCGACGAUCGAGGUCCCUGAGCUCAGAGAGACGUUGUAGACACAGCUCUCGACACACCUCAAGGCUUUCAGACUUUAUCAGACAUGACAGGGCAUCGAGGUCACAUGGAGAAAGCCAUGACAGAAUUCAUUCCUAUGAUAGGGCCCGUACUUCUGGCGAUAGAUAUCGUGAUUCCAAAUAUUCUACCCGUCGUACGUCGAGUCGAGAACGAACUCGUGAUUCCAGAUCUCGUCGUUCACCAGACAGAGCUCGAGACGCACGUUCUGGGUCUCACAGAGACUCUGCGCACAGAGAAUACCAGGAUUAUGACGACCAUUCCCAUCGUAGGAGGGCUGAGCCCGAUAGAAGAUUAGCAACUUUACCAUAUGCCGAACCCGUCCCCUUCCCGAUGUACUAUGAUAAUCUGGUUAGGCCUGUAAUGAUGAAUCCCAUGAUGAUGAUGCGACCUCCCUUGCCUGUAAUGAGAGGGAGAAUGCCGCCGAUGACGAUGCCUUUCAGACCCCCGCUCAGACCGAGAUUCGCGGGGCCAGAAAUGUUUAGAAUGAAUGGCCUUCCAAUCCAACGAUAUAACCGCAUGUUUUAAUAAAAGUACACACCGGAAAGCCAUAACCAAAUAUGGAGGAAAUUGAUUGUAAAAAAUUUAUAAAUAAAUCUUUUAAACAAAAUAAUAAA